AUGUCCGCAGGGGGAGAUUUUGGGAACCCGCUGCGAAAAUUCAAGUUGGUGUUCCUAGGGGAGCAGAGCGUCGGGAAGACGUCUCUCAUCACGAGAUUCAUGUAUGACAGCUUCGACAACACCUACCAGGCAACCAUUGGGAUUGACUUCUUGUCAAAAACCAUGUACUUGGAAGACCGUACGGUUCGACUUCAGCUCUGGGACACUGCUGGGCAAGAGAGGUUCCGCAGCCUGAUCCCCAGCUACAUCCGGGACUCUACGGUGGCUGUGGUGGUGUAUGACAUCACUAAUCUCAACUCCUUCCAGCAGACUUCUAAAUGGAUUGAUGACGUCAGGACAGAGAGGGGCAGUGACGUGAUCAUCAUGCUUGUGGGCAACAAGACGGAUCUGGCUGACAAGAGGCAGAUAACCAUCGAGGAAGGGGAACAGCGGGCCAAAGAACUGAGUGUCAUGUUCAUUGAGACCAGCGCGAAGACCGGCUACAACGUGAAGCAGCUCUUUCGACGUGUGGCAUCAGCUCUGCCCGGCAUGGAGAAUGUCCAGGAGAAGAGCAAAGAAGGGAUGAUUGACAUCAAGCUGGACAAGCCUCAGGAGCCCCCGGCCAGCGAGGGCGGCUGCUCCUGCUAAUGCACCGCCCACUCGGCUUCCUCAACGCCACUCACUUGUUUUGCCUCCUAUCGGUUAGCUUCCUAACGGGGUGGGAACUGAGUUUAUCAAGACGGGAGGAUCUUUCUUUUCUCUCUCUCUCUCUAGGAGUAGGGUGGGACAUGGGGAGGGAGGCUGGGCAUCAGGGACCACGUCACUCUUAACAGCUGUUACCUAAACAACUAUUUUUUGGUUUGGUUGUAAUAUAUUGUACUUUAUUAAGAUUGCCAAAAACUGUUAAAAUUUAAAAAAAAAAUUUAAAUCAUGUGUAUACAACUUUUUGCCAGAUAAGAAAAGUAGUCAUUUUUAUUUGAAAGAAGUGCUUUUUUGUUUGUUUGUUUUUGUAUAUUUGUAAACUUACAGAGAACCUCUCCACACACCCCUUCCUUCCUGUUCUCUUGGAACUGUGUGUCACCUCUAUUUUCCUCCUACCCACAGCCCAAAAAAAUUAAAGCAAUUAACUGAACAGUAGUAAUUACGUUCUAGUUCUGGGUCACAUGGCCCAAACCAACCAAUCCCGGCACCCCACAGUCAAAUCAAACUUUAAUCUAACAAAAGAGCCUCUGAGGGGGCAUUGUCAAGUCCUUCCUUGGCAGAGUGGGACACAUUAGCAGGCCCUGAGUGGAAAUGAAGGCCCAUGGACUGUAGCUUCAGCAGCAGGUACCUUGGCUGCUUCUGCCUCUUCUCCUUCCCUGAAAAAAAAAAAAAAUAGACCCAGAAAGCACAGGCAACAGUGCUUUCUCUGGGCUGACCCAGUGACAAGCAGAACAAGAAGUUACUAGAAGGAUGGGGUUCUCUUGACAGCUGGGGGCUGAGGUAUUGUGUGGGUCUCAAAAGUUGUAAUCUACUGGGCCAACAGUUGACACGUGUUGUUAGGCUGACUGGCUGACUUAAUGUGUGACGCUGGUUGGCUCAGGGAUGCUGAAGCCCAGGGCACCUGCCAUCACUGCAGCGACCACUGAGGAAGUGAGGGGGUGUUGGCCCCGACUCUGAACACUCCAUGUUUUCAGACCCUUGGUUACUAAUCUUGCGGAAUGUUGUUCUGGAAAAGUUGAUUCCUUGAUGUGUUUCACCCCUGGCAUAGUUCAUUUGAAAUCUUUGUAUGAGUACCUUUGGGAGAAUUGAGGCUGCACUGUGAGCAUCCUGGAGUCACUGUGGGGUUUCCAGAAGGCUGCCCAGAGCACUGCAACCUGCCCCCUACCCCCUAGCAGGCUGUCCUUGCUAUUUCCACUCAUUCCCCAGACUGUUUCUGUCUUGCAGACCUUCGAAGUCUCUAACAGAAUGCUCUUCUCAAAGCAAAAUAGCUCACAUUCUAAACACGCUUAGACUCACUGCCGCUGUCUGCCUUUGGGCAGGCCCGGGGCAGUGACUCUAACCAGAACAACCCAGUCCCAUAGCAUUAGCUCUUCUUCUAGACUGUUGGUGGGCAGAGGGAAUUGCCUCCACAGGCAGAACUCCAACAAGGAAGUUGGGAUAAAUUAUGGCAUCUCUCAAAAACAAGUUCAAAAUAGCCUACAUGGCAGAGCUGAUUCUGUGAGUGGACCUACCAUGCUCUCCAUCCUGGGAGACAGUGUCAGAGCCGGUUCUGGUGAAGAAGAGAGGAAGCAGGACCUCCCCUGGGUACCCCUUCCAGAAGGCAAGGACCAAUGUACGAGCAUAACUGAAAUGUCAUGUGUUUAGUUUUUAUAUGUGUGUACAUAAUUAUACAUAGAGAUAGACUUGUGUAUACACCCUCCACACAUACACACAUCCUCACAUAUACAUGUGCUCAAUGUAUACCCUUGUCUCUCCCGCUCACAACUUGGAACUUGCAUUGUGAUUCCGGUUUUUGGAAGUUCAAAAGUAUGCAGUGUAUUGAAAUAAGAAAUAAUUCAAUAUUGUCAAAUAACUUGUGGUUGUCUUGCCUUCAAUAAAAUAGUGCAUAGAUGUGUUAAACUACAAGCAAAAAUAGUCCACAGAACUACCUUUACCACUGCUUUAUGUACCUGUGUGCACAGGUGUGCAUGCCGUCGUGGGCCAGUGUCCCCCCACAGUGUGGACACCCCACCUACGUGGUGCUUGUUGGAAGAAAGCGUACUUAACCCAUGGUGACAGCAGCCUGGCUGGCAGUGAGGGACAGAGCCCCACUGACAGCACUCUUUACUGGCUCUCGCUGAAUGAAUGUAGGGGUGGAUUUGAACCUUUUUGACACUGAAUAACCUUUCUUGUAUUCCUGUAACUCAAAUUGAAACUCCAUUCUCUUCUCUUGUGCACACAAUCUAAGACAUCAUGGCCUGCUAUUAGAAACAGCAGGUGCCAUGGCAGACCCCAUUUCUGGUUGAUCUGGCCUAAGGAGCCCUGCCUUCCUAGCUUGUACACAAAACCCCUCCUUGAGUUUAGGCUAGCUCUGCGGCCCCUGAGAAUGAGGGUUUUGCCCCAUUGCUUUCUCACCCCAGAGGUGCCCUGGCCUUCUUUUCCUUAGCCAAGCUACCCAUCUCCUUCUCUAAAGGCAAUCAAUGCAGCCAGGCCUCAACAGAACUGGGCUUUCCCCUUCACCACCACCACCACCAUCCUACUUGUAGGUAGGAUCCAGUCAGGUUCUCUUAAAGACAUCCUGAAAUUAUCUGUGUCCCUGUCUUGGCUGAAUCCAGAUCAGUCAGAGGACAAAAUGGAGGAUUCCUCUUAGGGCAUGAUCUCAACGUAGUAAUACAGUUCUCUCUCUGGACACUGUGCCUGGCCCAGCAGAUGGGCAUAGCCCUCUUCCUUUUCUUUUCAAGGAGCCUUGAAGGAAAGUUGUCAGCAAAACUUCUGUGAGCAGUGCAGAGAUUGAAAAGGCAGGUAGCGUAGCUGUACACACCUGCAGACCAAAACGAGGGCCUGACAUCGGUGUCCUGAGUGCUAGUGUUGCUGUGGGGUCAGAGGUCAGAAUGCUGGGUGGUUAGAGCCUUGCUGCUGUCAGUCACUGCUCCCUGUUGCCAUCUUUAAACAUUUUGCAGUAUCUCAAGACCCAGGAAGCCAUGGCCACAUCAGUUCACUGUCUCAGGCAACAAAGACAAGGGUUGCAAGGUGAUAGCUAGGAGUAUAGACACCUGGGUCUAGUCUUUGUAACCCAGUGGCUAACCAGUGUCAGAGAUCUAAGUACUGCUGGCUUCAGCAUCCUGCAGGCAGAGCAGUUUAUCCCUUUUCCGUAUGGAUGGGGGAGAGGCUGUCAGCAAAGUAGCUGAAGAUGGUUAGAGCUACACAAGAGCCAGCUAGCAGGAGUCUGUCUGAGUGUGUCAAAUGCUCAGGGCUUGAUGCUCACUAGUUUUUAAACUACCUCUCCCCCAAGAAUGGGAGGCACCAUCACCUUGCCACAGCACUGGGAGCCAACCCCUUCUUGUUUCACAGGUGGGAGAACCAGAACAGACAAAGUUACCUACAGGCCAGAGAUGAUCAGAACUAGUGUUGGCAUUCUUGAUCCAUUGCUGACCUGCAGUGUUCAGACAGGCCUGCUGUGCUCACGUCUCUUAAGCCAUCUCUACUCCGUGGCUAGUACAUAAAGGUAUUCCCAGCCUGACUAGCUAGAGAGAAGAUAGGUGCAUUUUGGGCUCUCACUAUAAAGAAGGGUGGUCCCCAAAUCUACUUGCAUUGUCUUGUGUACACACACACACACACACACACACACACACAGAGCAGUAGUCAGGGUACUCUUUUAAUUUUUGUUUGAAAUCAACUUCUUUGCUGUUCCAAAAUCUUGGAGUUUCAAUGUGCAGAGUCCUUGGACUCCAGACCCCCGUCUGAUUGACACUCUCCACAGGGUAUGAUUAUCAGGAAAACCUUGCAGUGGGAGUUCAGAUGGGCCCUUCAGGAGGCAGGAAGCCUCCAUAGCAACGAAGGCCAGCCUGCCUGUUGUGAUGUGUUGACUUCUCAUCUCACCUGUCCUUUAAAGUGAGGAGCAGAGGGCGGCAUUUCCAUCUGUACUGGGCUCAGAAGGCAAAGUGGCCAUAUUGACUUUACAUUCAACUGUGUAAUAUGUGGAAAAGACUCAGCAUGUUGGUCAAAUAAUAAACUGUCCUAAUUCUC
This is a messenger RNA of Grammomys surdaster, 4686 nucleotides long. It is a transcript of the gene Rab6b, whose product is annotated as RAB6B, member RAS oncogene family. The transcript has 8 exons. The record is from RefSeq and is a predicted model, not a curated record. Bases 1 to 627 code for a protein of 208 amino acids. Gene Ontology annotation, molecular function: GTP binding; GTPase activity. Lineage: Eukaryota; Metazoa; Chordata; Mammalia; Rodentia; Muridae.